Metarhizium acridum CQMa 102 is the source of this 852-nucleotide messenger RNA. Lineage: Eukaryota; Fungi; Ascomycota; Sordariomycetes; Hypocreales; Clavicipitaceae. The record is from RefSeq and is a predicted model, not a curated record.
AUGACCAAGUGUUCUGGUCAUGUUCCUUGUAGCAAUUGCGCUCGUCGACGCGUCGCAUGCGUCUAUCCGACCCGGAAUGCUGCCACAAAGCUCAUCCUCGUCGGAAGAGGCAAGCAAAAGACGGCAACAAACUGGUCGCUCAACGAGGCUGAAUCGGACAGCGAGCCUCGUCGAAAGAGCUACUUGGUGCCUCCUGGACGUCUCACAGACCAAACAUGCAACAUGAGCUUCUUCAACGCCUUCACCAGGACGAACAACAUCACCGGCCGCGUGCGCACCGCCGGCGACGAGGUCAAGCAGCUUGCUGACCUACACUCUCGCAAAGGAAAUCAUCUCUUCAACGCAAUCUUGGCCGUCGGCGCAACGUACGCGGGGAAACUAAACCAUCAGCAUGUGUACUCAAAGCGGGAGGCCCUAUCAAUCGCGUUCCAGCAUUACUCGUAUUCCGUCCAAGGUCUGCGAGAAGCGACAGACGGCAUGAACUUGGGCACCGGCCCACGUCUGCCGAGGCAUCAAAACCAGCGUGUUUGCAUUCUGUGGACGACAUUCUUUCUUGGUCUUUUCGAGCCGGAAUGGGUCGCCUUGUCGCGAGACAUGUGGACCGACGAGGAGAAUCUCGCGCCCGGAAGCAAGAACACAUGGACCUCGUUGGACUCGCUACUGGACAUCAUGUACGCCUUGUUUGUCGUUUACCUUGCUCUACCACCCCUAAAACAAAGCAUGCGGCGGCGAUGCGCCAACUUUGAAGCAGGGCGGAAGCAGUCAUACGAGGACAAGACUAUUCUCAAGAUAUACCUGCAUCCGAUGCCAUGGUCAUAUCCCAAGACGGACAUCGUCUCUGAGAAGCACUGA